AUGGACAAUGAUGUUGUAUUACCGACGAAUGGUGUUCUGAAAAAAUGGACGAACUAUGUUGGCGGAUGGCAAGAUCGAUAUUUCGAGAUUCGCGAAGGAAAUUUAAUGUAUUACAAAUCAAAGUCUGAAGCACCUGUUGGAUGUAGAGGAAGCAUUUAUCUCAAAAAUGCAAUUAUAACGGCUCAUGAAUUCGACGAAUGCGAAUUUUCAAUAUCGAUGGGCGAAAAUGUGACGUGGUACCUAAAAGCGGAAAAUGCGGCUUCGAAAUUGUUGUGGAUGCGGUCGAUUGUUCGGGAAACUGUUCAAAACGACUCAGAUUAUAGUAGUACCAGCACUAAAAGUCAUUCGAGGAACCCUUCAGAAUCAUCGGUCAAUAUUGCAAAAAAUGAGGACGAUACGAAACUUUUCGCUUCGAAACUCUCCGAACUCGAAGCUUACAGAACAAUGUGUAAAGAUCAAAUGACUUCUGUCGAGCGCCUUCUGGAGCAAGGCGGUGCGAGUUGCAUUGUUCCUCAACCAACAAUUCUUUCCGUUAAAGCCACUCACCUCGCAUUAAUAGUUAAUAUCAAUCAUAUUAUUGACAUGGUCAAAUCUGCGAAGGUUGUAAUUCCCGAAACAUCUCGUAGUUCUCCGCCACCACGAGAACCUUUGCAUUUGACAAAAAGCGUAUCACAAUGCGAAAAUCGGCGUGAAUCAAUCUCUCGAGGCGGAUAUUCUUCAGAUGGGAACUCUUCGAUUAUGACAACAACGUCGACUGUCAUCGCUUCAAGACCUGAUGUUGACGUGACUAGUGAUUGUGAUGAAUUCUUUGAUGCUGAUGAAUAUGACGAAGCUGGUAGAUCAAAUAGUGUUGUGGAGAAUGAGAAACGUAAAGAAGAGAAGGCUGUUCAAGAAUUACCAAAACGAAAUAUGUUCCGAAAGAGUGAAACUCUUCAUACUGGACAUUAUGAUGACUUGGUAGUCAGCAGAGAUCAUCAUCUUUUCGACACCAUCGAUAAAUUGGCAAUGGAACAGUUAAGAUAUGCUCUCGCUGGAGUUGAGGAUAACGUUUGGUCACUCUUCGCUGAAGAUGGUCCGAUGCGUAUGUAUACUCGGCAAAUUGAAGAUGAAGGCGGCGUUCCUGUAGAUCCACUCAAAGCAGUUCACUGUGUGAAGGGUGUCACUGCUCUUGAGUUUAUGCACUACUUCUUCGAUGCUCGAUAUAAAUUGCAAUGGGAUCAUACUUUGGAAUCGAUGAGCGUUGUUGAGCAGAUCAGUCCCGAUGCGGUUGUGCUUCAUCAAAAACACAAAACGGUGUGGCCUGCAGCUCCAAGAGAAUCUCUGUUCGUUUCACAUAUUCGACGUGUCGACGAGCACAAACGAGACGGAGCCCACGAUUUGUACAUCGUUUGCAAUCGCGAUGUGAAGAGGCCAGAUGUUCCGCUUGCAUCUUCUUCAUCUGUUCGAGUAGGACUUACGGUUUCUAUGAUUUGCGAGACAAUUGUCAAGGAUCCUCAUGUCGAUCGGCCACUUAGCAGAGACGAUGUGACUUGUAACGUCAUUUAUGUUUCGCAAGUGCAUCCUGGCGGUUGGGUUCCAACAUCUGCCCUUCGACAUGUUUACAAGAAGGAAUACCCGAAAUUCUUGCGAACAUUCACCGAAUUUGUGCAGAAAAACUAUCGAAAUGAGGUUUUUAUUCCAAUAACUGUAAAAAGAGAAAAUCAAAUCGAUAUUGGAAUUUAUAUUAUUUUGGAAACACGAGAAGAUGAGGAGAAGUACCGAAUGGCAUUGGAUUCAGUCAAAUGUUACGCGAAAUAUUUCGAUUAUGAUUUAAUGAUCGCACAUGUAAAAAAUACGAAAGAAUUGGCGGAAAAGUGCACACAAAAAGAUUUUAUGUUCCGCCGCCAUUGCGCAUUGGCGAAGUUGAUGGAAUCUUCGAAGAAUUCGUGGAUUCUGUUUCUCGAUGCUGACAUGGGGGUCAUCAAUCCGAACAACCUUAUUGAAAAAUAUAUUCCCAAAGAUAAUUAUACAGAUUUCGUUUUUUAUAAUCGAAUAAUGAAUCAAGAGGUGAUGGCCGGUUCAUAUUUGGCGCGAAAUAAUGUCAACUCUAGGAAUUUUCUCAAUUUCUGGGCGAAUUAUGAGUCCAAAUUACCGAAUAGUUUUCACGGAAGCGAUAACGGAGCAAUUCAUAGUGUGAUCGUCGAAUAUUUCAUUCCUGAAAGGAAAUCACAAAGAGAAUUUUGCGAAGAAAAAUAUUGGAAAACAUCAAUUGAUUAUAAAUCAUUGACAAUUUAUACAGUUUGUAUUCAGAAAAUAUUGAAAUCAGCAAGAUUAAAGAAGAUUUUAAUUCUCGAAAAGGGAAGAUUCUCUUGGGCUCGUGACGGUUGGUUAUCCAAUUCAAUUUGGUCUCAAGAAGAUUUCAUAUUGCAUGGAUGGCAAGAAAAGCGACUUGACAAGAGAAUUUUCGCUGCUUGGCACUCACCAAUUGUUUACGAAUCGCCGUUUAACAUGGGAAAAUGUACUACUGCAGAAGCUCACUUGAAUUGGAGAUACAAGGAUUCGUUCAUAUCUACAGUAAUUGAUAUUAUGACCGCGAUAGUCGUCGUGUCCGAUGACAAACGGUCACGACGGUGCCUACUCCGUUCCUUGUGCAGAGUACGACUUGAGGACAAGUUUUUGGACUUGAUGGCGUGUCUUCGUAAGCUGAAAGAGGACCUCGUGGUGCUCGAAAGCAUCUUCCCGAAGCAGCAUCAAAGAUUCCAGGUUAUCAAUGCUUCUGUCGAUGAAGUCACAAUGAAGUUUAUAGACUCUAAUGGAAGAUCCAUUAUUAUUAAUGCAAAUAUUCAGGAAAACUAUCCACGUCAACCACCAAUUUGGUUCUCGGAAUCGGACGAUGUUCCAGCAGUCGGUGCCGCACUUCAGCGUCUCACAGAAACAACCGAAUCUACAAAUAUUCUUCAUCAAGUGCAUCGUCUCAUUUCGGAACUCUGCGCCUAUUAUAAUGUGUCAACACCGGCUGAGCUGCCACACAUUGCACCACCGCCAAGAGAAGAUGUCGACGAGGGACAAGGAAGCGAUGUUGGCGACGAAACUGAGGAUGAUGAGCAGAUGCUGGAUGAUUUUAAUAAUGGUGAUAGCGAAAUGGAAGAUGAUGAAAUGGGUGUUGGCGACGAGAACGAGGAAGAUGAACUUGUUCAAAUGGCCGAGGAAGAGCCACGAAGUAGUCAGGAUGAAGGGGUUCCAAAAGAAGGAUUGGAUAUGCUCGAUAAGGUUUCGCGCGUCAAUCGCCAACAGCAUUUAGAUGGCAAAGUCAAAGGAUCAGUGACGGCAACUGAUCGUCUUAUGAAAGAGAUUCGCGAUAUUUAUCGCAGUGAACAUUUCAAAUCGGGAAUUUAUUCGUUUGAGCUUGGAGAAAUGGAUAAUUUGUAUGAAUGGUGGAUUAAAUUGAACAAGGUCGACGAGGAUAGCUUACUUUACGCAGAUAUGCAAGUUCUCAAGAGUGAGCACAAACAAGACCAUUUGCUGUUUCAUUUUAUGUUCAAUGAUCAAUUCCCAUUCGAUCCACCGUUUGUGCGCCUCGUUGCUCCAAUCAUCACCAAUGGUUUCGUUCUUAGCGGCGGGGCCAUUUGCAUGGAAUUACUAACAAAAAAUGGCUGGUCUUCGGCAUAUUCUGUUGAAAGCAUUAUUCUUCAAAUCGCGGCCACGUUAGUCAAAGGAAAAGCGCGUAUCACUUUCGAUCACAAGACUGCGCCGCCUUAUUCACUUCUUCGUGCUCAACAAUCGUUCAAGUCACUCGUUCAAAUCCACAAUAAGUCCGGCUGGUACACGCCACCAAAAGGAGACGGCUAA
This is a messenger RNA of Caenorhabditis bovis, 3828 nucleotides long. The record is from the annotation of a GenBank genome assembly. NCBI's taxonomy places the organism in Eukaryota, Metazoa, Nematoda, Chromadorea, Rhabditida, Rhabditidae.